Molecule: messenger RNA, 1491 nt
Organism: Solanum dulcamara
Lineage: Eukaryota; Viridiplantae; Streptophyta; Magnoliopsida; Solanales; Solanaceae
Product: zinc finger BED domain-containing protein RICESLEEPER 2-like
Exons: 4
Coding region: 1-1491 (496 amino acids)
Molecular function (GO): DNA binding
Source: RefSeq, a predicted model, not a curated record
AUGGAAGAUGAAACAAGUCGAACGACCAAUGUCAUUGGAAGCGCACCUUUGGAUCUUACCGAGUCUCUUGAUUCAACAAUGGAAGUUCAACAACAUGCAUUGACGGUGAAGAGAAAAGCUAUAGAAUCAAGAUCUGCUGCUUGGCCGCAUUAUGAGAAGCUCAUAGAAGAUGGAAUUAAUAAAUCUAAGUGCAAGUAUUGUGGUAAAGUUCUUUUAGCUGAUUCAACUAAAAAUAGAACAAGUGGACUGAAUAAACAUUUGAAAACUUGUCCUAAAAAUCCAAAUAAGGUUAACAAUUUCAAUUCCAAGUACAAACAAUCAAAUUUAAACUUUCCCUUAGAAGGUGAAAUGUGUGAUGGGGCAAUUUGGACUUUUGAUCAAGAGGCAUCUCGGAGGGCUUUAGUUGAGAUGUUAAUUCUUGAUGAACUUCCUUUUCGUUUUGUUGAAAAGGAAGGUUUUAAGAAUUUUAUGAAAAAAACCCAACCUUUAUUUCGAGUUCCCUCCCGUAGAACAGUUGUUACUAGUCAUAAGGGUGACGAAAUGGCCCGUUGUAUUAGUAAGUGUUUGCUUGAUUGGAAAUUGGAGAAAAUAAUCACUAUAACUGUAGAUAAUGCUUCUUCUAAUGAUGUCAUGGUGAAAGAGUUACACAAACAAAUGGUUAAUUGGGGAUCUACCAUGAAAUGUGGUAACCAUCUUCACGUGAGAUGUAUGGCUCACAUUUUGAAUCUUAUUGUGCAAGAUGGCAUGAAAGAAGUUGGUCCAUCGAUCAAACGUGUUAGGCAAAUGGUGAAAUAUGUUAGACAAUCUCCCGCAAGGAUUAGAAAAUUUGAGGAAUAUUGUGAACUAAAAAAUAUAGACAGUAAGAAGUCAUUAUGUUUAGAUGUUUCAACCCGGUGGAAUUCGACCUACUUGAUGUUGGAUGCCGCACAACAUUUUGAGAGUGCAUUUGAUUACUUUGAUCUCGAAGAUGGUGGAUUGUCAACUUAUCUUGCUAAUCAUGUUUGUGAAGAUGGAAGUGUUGCAGGUGUACUUGAAAGUGAUGAUUGGCAAAAGGUGAGAAAUAUGGUAAUAUUUCUUAAAAGAUUUUAUGAUCUAACUGAAAAGGUUUCAGGUUCACUCUACGUCACUUCUGCUGGUCACUUUGAAGAUAUAGUUGAGCUUCACAAUCAUUUAAGAGAGUAUCCUCGUAACAAACUUGAGUAUGUUGGCGACGCACUUGAGGAUAUGUUUGGAGAUGAAAAGGGGAGUGAAAUAAAAGAUGAAAUGGUGACUUACAUGAAAUCUAUGUUUGAAGAGUAUGUAGCAAAAUUCUCUAAUGUAUCUCGACGCCCAUCUACUCUCACUGAUUUAUCGGGUCAGACAUCGGAUUCAUCUAUCUCUAACACUAGCACAAAAUCAACAAAAGUAAGAAAUAGGAUCCAAAUGAAGAGGAACAAACUAGAUGGUACAGGUUUGGGUAGUAAGUCGGAGUUGGAAAGUUCAUUCUCCUAG